Leptomonas pyrrhocoris is the source of this 2699-nucleotide messenger RNA. RefSeq lists its product as hypothetical. The transcript has a single exon. The coding region runs from base 1143 to 2699 and encodes 518 amino acids. The record is from RefSeq and is a predicted model, not a curated record. NCBI's taxonomy places the organism in Eukaryota, Euglenozoa, Kinetoplastea, Trypanosomatida, Trypanosomatidae.
AGCCUCAAUCCAAUUUCGUUGGGAACCGCACAGCAGCGAACUGAAAAGUAAAUCAAAGAACCCAAUAAUAGGUUCGGUUUGCAAAUAUAUAUAACUUCUUAUUCACACGUACAUACAUGUGCUACGCUGUUUGACUUUUCUUGCUUCGUGACUUCUCUGACGCACAUACGACUUCUAUUAGUACUUUCACAAAACACAGUUUUUGCUACUUUUCAAAGCCCCCUUUCUUCUUCUUUCAGCAGCGAGACUCUUUCACGUUCACGACACAAACUGCCUUUUUUCCUUGUUGUCAUCUUUCUCUCCUCCUCAAUUCCACUUCAAAAACGUCAACAACGACAACAACAACAAAAGCAAAACAAAGCGUGAAUUAAGACGGUGAAUUCGCGCAUCGCGGUAAAGAGGGUUUUCGAUCGUGAAGAGGAGAAUAACAAUAAUAGAAACAAAAGGUUUCCGUUCCUUAUAAACCCUCCGUUCUUUUUUUUUUCUUUUUUCCAAUCCUCGUUCGUUAACGAGGGGGUUUGCUUCUCUUCCUUGUUUUCCUUCCAAAAGAGUGAAAUACUGGCUUUACAGGCUGAAAGCAAUUCCUCUGUCUGUUUUGUUCUCGCGUUCUUUUUUUUUCCGGAUUUCUCUUCUCGGUUAACCUUUUUAUUUCUGUUUCCGUGAGAGUGUCUUGUCGAAGGCGACCCACCACCUUUCCCUCUGAUUUUUUUUUCUGUUGUUGUUGUUUGCUUCCACUGUCCCCGUCGCGUAUCUUCGUGGCACACAAUCGCACAACGGAAGCAUCCGUAGCUAACAAGACGCUUAUCUUUCGUCAGGAUUGGCGCCGCUGCUUCGUACAGCAGUUCUCUCCUUUGGUUGUUGUUUUUGUUGUUGUUUUUUUGUUACUACGCUAUUAUUACGUGUAUUUUUUUUUGUUGUUGUUGCGUUGGCGGCAUCUUUCCUUUCGCUCUUACGUUUGUUUGUUUUUCCUGCCCAUUUACUACGCUAAAAAAGGAAAGGAAAAUCCCUUUUCGCUCAUCAACUAAGCCACUCCGGAAGGCUGAUUUCCCCUGCCUCUUAAAAGGAAAGAAAUAAUAAUAAUACGCCAAGUAGUUUUCCCUCCUUUUUUUCUCUUAGAAAUAAUUAGUGUCGUAGUUGACAUCAUGUCAGACGCACCCUUCGAAACCGCCAACAGCGGGAACGACGAGCUGGAGAGGCCCAAGACGGAUGUCCUCGAAACCGGUGGUGGCUCCUCGUCCGGUCACCAAUCAAAGAAGAUGGGUGCGAUUCGAAACUUCUUCAAGCACAGCCCCUCCAAUGCCGACGGUAUCACGCCACGUAGCGAGGGCGCCAGUGCCCGUGCCGCAGGCGGCGGCGGAAGUAGCCACCACGCCACCGUCUCCCGCGACGACGACUUCGAGGACCACAUGCUGGGCAGCGCCUACAAGUGCACCGACAUCUGCAAGGCAUGCGGCUUUCCUCGUGGCAGCAGUGUUUGCUGCCCCGUCACGCACCUUCACCACGGCACCGACGAGGCCACGACGUCCGCCAAGCGCCACCACGGCCGCACCUUCUCCGGUGGCAGGAACCUUAUGGCGCGGAUACGCGACAAACUCCCCCUCACCCCGGGCCGUCGCUCCAACCGGCACGGCAGCAACGACGGCGGCGGCGAGGAGCGCCACACACCGCAGACGGAGGAGGGGCAGGCAAUGUCGGUCACCGCCUACCCCGGUCCCGACGCAGCGGAGGAGGUGCCCCUCUCGCUUGAGCACACGAUGAGUCCGCUGAACCCGCAGCUGGACGGCGCGGGCGGCGACGCGAACCUGGACGCCUACGUCUCGGGUGACUCCCCAGUCGAGGCGGUGCCGGAGGAGGAGACGCAGUACUACUGCUACACAGAUGAGAACGGGGACACCUUUUACUACACGCAGGAGCUGCGGGAGUCGAUGCACGACGCCGUGUACGCCCUGCCGCAGCGCGCACGCGUGGAGGGCGACGGCGACGCUGGUGACGAGGCGGCCGAUGCCACCGGUGCUGCUGUUGCGGCGGCUGAUCUACCGCCAGGGACGUGCGUGUAUCAGUACAUCGAUGAAAACGGCGAGACGGUGAACUGCCUGUGCACGCCGCAGGCCGGCGGCGACCCCCCUGCGGCGGACCAACAGGAGGGGGAUGCGCAGGGUGGCGCCACUCCCACCACCUCCGCGGUCGCCCACGCCGGCUCCGACCCCGGGAACUCCUCCGAGACGGACGACCCGAGCGCGAGUAGGAAAAAGAGCACCCACUCCUUCUUUUCGGCGGUCCAGAACGUGUUCAAGCCUCACCGUGGCACACACGCGCACAGCCAAUCGCACGAGGAUCCGUUGAAUAUGGCCGAUGCGAGCACGCCUGUCCGAACACCGUCUGGGGGUGCGACCCUCGAGGGCACCACAACCGACCUCGCGACAGCGAUGCCGGGAUGCGUGGAGGCGCACGAGUACGACGCAGAUGUCGUCGCCUUCAUGGAGCUGCUCGACGACAGCGAGAAGAAGAGGUUCAUAAAGGAGCGGAAGAAUCUUAUCAAGGACCUGUCAGCAAGCGAGAAGAAGGAUCGGGAUGCAAUUAUGAAGAACAGGCAAGACGGAAUGGCUGCUUUUAGGCGUGACAAGCUGGCGGCUGCCUUUUCCAUUCGCAAGGACGAGCGUACCAUUAAGAGUGGCCAGAAGAGAGGAGAGCCGCUUUGA